Molecule: messenger RNA, 744 nt
Organism: Gloeophyllum trabeum ATCC 11539
Lineage: Eukaryota; Fungi; Basidiomycota; Agaricomycetes; Gloeophyllales; Gloeophyllaceae
Exons: 2
Coding region: 39-530 (163 amino acids)
Source: RefSeq, a predicted model, not a curated record
ACCGGUUGCGCCAUCAGCCUUUCCUUCCACACUUUGCCAUGUCCCACAAGCAGCAAGGAUCAGCACGAAAAUUAUCCCCAGAUACCGUGACAUAUCGUUUGGAUGGAGAGAUGGUUUAUGUGCCACCAGCCUCUGAUCACCAGGGAGCUGUCGCCAUCGCAGUCCAACAAUUCCCGGAUAAGCUUGGAACCAUAGACCACGGGAAUAUCUCCUUCUGCAUCAACUCAGUGCUACACCACGAGACGAGGAAGGUCCGAAUAUCCCCCAUGUCAUGGUCCACGGUGAUCUCGACCUUGGCGCGCUACGAAAUCAUCGAUAUCGUCGUCCAGCCCAAAGUGACCGUGGAAGCCCCCACAGAAGCCCCUCCGCAAUAUGCGAGCGAGGAGGACGAAGUGUCGGAUACCAAGAAUGGGACAUAUCUGGAACAGUCUACAUCAAAACAACGAUCGACUUCUCCAACCCCUUCGCAGAGUAGUAAUCAUUCAGAUAAAACAAUGCGAAAGGGUUGGAUAGAAAGACUGCGGUCGUAGUGGGUGAUAGAGGAAGACUGCUCGCAGUCGUUGAUAUGGGAAGAUUGCAUUCGUAGCAGACAACAUUAUACCCACAUUCCUAGAGCGCAUGCCCGUCUUGAAUUGGCACCAUCCACAAACUCGGCUUGAGUCGGACCAUUCUGUAUGAUUUUGUAUCUUCCCCGAUAAUCCGUACUUAGUUCGAUAUUGCAGCGCAAUCACGAACUACAUACCU